AAAACAGUGCGUUGCCGAUGGGUGCGAAAAAGUACAAAAUACACGCGAAUGAAUGGAGGCGUACUGCACAGAAAUGCGCCAAAAAAGUCCCCUCGGAUAUGAAGGCGUUAAUGUGCUCGUGCGCUCGUGAGGGCUUGCAUGGGGGGAGGGGACCCCUGCACAUCACUGAGUGUGUGUGGAUGGCGUGGGCUUCUCUCCUCCAAACCGCACAGCAUCAUCAUCAUCAUCACUCGGUCUACAGCGACUGCCGCGUACGCAUCCUCAUCCACCUCCUUCUCCUCCUCCUCAUCACCACCAUCCCCGGGCUGAAGAGGGAGCGCACCACGGAGGAAAGGUGAGCGUAGAUAAAAUAACGUGAAUACUAAUAAGCUCGUUUUGGAGGCAUCGUGGUGCGUUAAAGCGUAUAUAUAUAUAUGUGUGUGUGUUUUUGCAGCAUUGAGACAUCAUGGGUGAGAAAUAAUGGGCGUGUUCUCCAACCAUUUGCUUCGAACGGCGUUUAAAGAUCAAUUUUGUGAAUCGAGAGAUGGGCCUAUUAUGAUCUUAUCCAAGUCGUGACAAGCUGCUGUUGGUGAGAUUUCUAAGAAUGAACGCGGAUGUAAGGAAACACGAGGAAACACAAUUGGCUGCUAUCUGCGAGAGAUUAGUAUUUUAAUCCGACUGUAUUUAUGGGAUGUGUAAAUUGGCCUGUAAGCGGUAAGGCCUUUUUUUCCUUUUGCAUUAAUGAAGACGAUUAGGACUGAACAGGAGGUUUGUAUUUGCUUAUUUCUAACUAGAAUAUUCAGUAAUGCUCCGGAUAAAUAAUCUGCAAAACACCGAUCAGAUUACUUGUGUUUGAAUAGGUUUGUAAAAGCAGACGACUGUGAUUUUAAUAGUUUUUAUGCUUCGUUGUUAUAUUUUGGUGUCCAAAUGAAACAUAAGGACACAUUUCAAUUGAUCAAACCACUUAAGGCUUUAAUAUCUGGCCUGCAUUUGAUGUCCAUCAGCCCUGCUGCCCUACAAGGAAGUGGUAAACUGAUGCUGAUUGAUUUUUGAAAAGAGGGGGAGGAAAGAAAAAACAAAACAGUGUAAGGCUUGUUCAAGCCAGGGAGCAUUUUCUCCCUCCUCCUCCUCUUCUUCAUCAGACCUACCUGCUCUUCUUCUUCUCUUCAUGGUGCUGUGGAAAGGCUGUCAACUUGACAACAGCUGCAAAUAGAGAAAACUGUCUUAGUUUGGUCGGACUCCUGUUGCAUCCAGUUUCAUUGUAUUUGGGAAUAAAAAUAAGAUAUAAUAUACCUGUUGAUCAAAGGACUGAGUGAGUAUCCAUGGCUGUGCAUCAAUCUGUUCUGUUUUAACAUAUGAAAUUACACAGGAUACAAUUAGACCUUUAAUAAGCACCUGGACAGCCGCAUGUAGGCUGUUUGUCUGUCAAUUUUCAAGUUUAAUUGCUUAAUUCAAUCACAAAGAUGGUUUUAUUUGAACAGUUAGGUUUAAUGACCUAUAAUUUAAUAUUACUUUAAGCCUUUUUGCACCUUGCCUCACUGUCAAACUGCUCUGUCUUGCAGGACUCUUUUCUGUACGCUUUAAAACUGAAGGAGAAAAUGGCUUCUACUGCGAAGUUCAUCAUUUUCUUAAUUCACACAGAGGCCAUUUUCUUUUUAUGCCUUUACUCUCAGGAUGGGACACUUACCGUAAAACUGCCAUAAUGUCUGCUGUCUCUGGUGGGUUCUUAGCUGUUUUAUCAUUCCUCGAGUGCCUAAUGGAUCAAAAACUGAAAAAAGAGAAAGUAAAAAUCUUGACAGAUAGCCAAUAUGUCCAUAAAGGCUUUAUUCAGUGACCUGUUACAGACAAACUAUAGCACACAGUUCUCCAGCAAACAUAAUGUAUGGCACAGAAAGCUGACAUUUUUAAAAUUUGUCAGAUGAAACUGCAGAUUACAAAAUUAAUCAUGUGUUUCUUUUCCUGAUGUAUUUAAUUAAAAAGUUAAUGUCAGAGGAGUGCUUGAAUGCUUGUGGAGCAGCUCUCUGAUGCUAGCUAACCAGUUACUGCUCCUUAAUGCUCCUCUUGAUAUUCUCUAUCUCAAUUUGUUCUAUUUACCUGGAAUAGUUUUACAGCAUUGUAACAGAGCUGAAGCCGGGUUGUGAGAGGACAAUACCCAUCAUGUGGACACGGACAAUAUCUUUGUUUUGUUCACUUUCUAUUUGGCCAUGAGAGCUGAAACUGAUAGGUCAGUGACUGUGCACAUAAGCUUAAAAAUAUUUGCUGUCUUGUUGUUUCCUUCCACAUUGUUGUCUCCGGGCGUCUGUCAGUAAGGCUGUAGUAAUUACAGUCCUGCAAGUACUUGACUCUGGGAUAUUAUUGGGUUAGUAUCCCACAGUUUAGCCUGGCAGACCAGGCCUGUGGGGUUCUUUUGAUCUGUGCCAGUAAAUGUGCUCGGCCUGCUGACAUUGAAGGAUCUGUGGCCCUAUGGCUGAAAAUAGUGUUUGAAUUAUGUUUAAAACACACACAUCAACAUGUGUAUCUUGCUUUUCAUGGAAGAGGAUACAACAUGUAUUCAGUAAGCUUUAACUAUUUAAAAAUUCAUCUUAAUCCAUAACAUAUUUCACCAAACAUAUGUGUGUCUUAAGACACCUUUGAGGACCUUUAUGACCUACAAAAGCAACAAAAACCAACUGCUGAUGUUUGAAUUUUGUCCUUUCUUAAUAUUAAUUUAUAUUUUCUGGGCACAGAUUUUUCAUAAGCGAUGUAUUUGACUGUUAAAGAUGUAGGAUGAGUUAUUUUGUGAAAAAGACCAUAAAAGGAAAGAGGGUUCGAUUUUGUCCACAGAGGGUGCCAAAAUCAGCACAAACUGAAGCAGCAGGACUGAUCAAAUAGUAAAUUCACAGCUAAACAAUCAGAAAUCGAGGAAUGCUGUUUUCUGUGAAUUUAUAGAGGAUCAAUAACCCAAAGAGCACUUUUGCUGUACUCCAAUUCGAUUUUUUAAGAAUAUAUUUCAGAUCUACAGUGCUGACAUGGAUGUUUGCACAUCACCACAAAAUCAAGCAUUAUCAUUUUCUUGCACAUCGAUGCUGCAGCUCACAUAUACAAAAACAAAUGGAUGUGGUAUAUUAAAGAGAUGAGCUUUACAAGUCAGUGACUUAAAGAGCAAAUGCCCUUCUAGGCAGAGAGAUAAAACUGACAUCAAUUUCCCAUCUCUUUUUUUUUUUUCCAAUUUCAGGCCUCAUUUCUUUUUGUUCACGGCUCAAGUUGUUAGUUUUAUUUAUCUACUAAGCAACAUUUUGUGGCUUGAUUGGAUUAAUCCAUCAUGUUUCUGUUUAAUAGGUGUUUGUAAUUCACACAGUGAGGCCUUUUGGUAAUGUUCUUCCUAUUUCAAACCAGUCCACGAUCCUUUGAAGCACUUUCCUGGUCACAUUACAUUUAUGUUGAGGUGGUAGACAGCAGCUCUUUGCCAAGAUCUUAAGCUGGGGUGUUCCGGGCAUUUCCACACUCAGAGACACCCAUUAAAAAUCACUCUUACUUUUCCGGGCUCGAUGUCUCGCCGUGUAAUUACUCCUCUGGCUGGUCUGUGACUCAGCAGAGAGCACAUGCUGAGCGGUAAUGGAAACACAACAGGUGUAGUUUGAAAAAAAAAGGAAAAAACACGGUAGUUUUGUUUCACUUUGUAGUCAUUUUCUGUGUCUUUAUGGUCGUUUCACCUCAUUUUGGUGUCCCUCUGGUCUUACAGCUUGCAGCUACUAUACAAGUAUUGGAAAACUCUAAUAAGGGGGCUCAUUUGCUUCUUUUUUUACUCUCUCCACAGUUAUAAGAAGAAGAGUCAAAUCUGUGAGAUACUUAAAAUCAAAGCAGGUGGCCUCCUCACCAAAUCUUUGACCACCUUUGAAUCUACCCGGCCUCUUAAAAAUGGAGGACGGCUACCAAAACCGGACUGCCUUCAUAAAAGGUGCCAAAGACAUUGCCAAAGAGGUCAAACGACAAGCAAGCAAGAAGGUUGGCCGUGGGGUGGAUCGGAUGAGUGAUGAGUACAGCAGACGCUCCUACAGCCGCUUUGAAGAGGAUGAUGAUGACGAUUACCCCGUGCAGGGGAGCCAGGAUGGAGGCUAUUACCGUGGAGACAGCCAGGCAGCAAAUGACGAUGAGGGCGGGCACAGUGACUCCACAGAGGGCCACGAUGAAGAUGACGAGAUCUACGAGGGUGAGUACCAAGGCAUUCCCAGAGCCGAGUCUGGCAAGGGCAGCCUGGCAGGAGGCCCGGGCUCAGUGACGGCUGGCGCUCAGCAGUUCAGAGAUAUUGGCGUGUCUGAAGCCGAGAGGAGGAAGGACCGCGAGGAGCUGGCUCAACAGUACGAGACCAUCUUACAGGAGUGUGGACAUGGGAAGUUCCAGUGGACCCUGUACUUUGUGCUGGGGCUGGCUCUGAUGGCGGACGGUGUGGAGAUCUUUGUUGUCGGGUUUGUCCUGCCUAGCGCCGAGAAGGACAUGUGCCUGUCUGAACCAAACAAGAGCAUGCUGGGUAAGACAAUAUUUACACUCCAGUGUCUGUUGUACACUCUCUGGUUUCUGAAGGCAUUGUCCUAUAAUUGAAUAACAUUAUGUAACAUCAGAUGCUUAAGUUCAUCGCUAAUUCAAGAAUAUGCAAAUACACUAAAACACUCUCAUUACGUUCUUCAAUUGAGAGUUUUCUUUACUGGAAGUGACAGACACUACAGCAAACAUUAAGUCGUAUUCAAAAAGACAGAAUUACAAUCCAACCAGCUGCCUCAUGAGAUCCUCCUCGCCUGUUUCCACCACCAAGUUCAGUCUGAUGACAUAAAUAUACAGGAGGGUGUCAGAAAAAUAUGUGUGUGUAUGUGUAAUAUCUGCUUUCAUAUUCUUGGUGCUGAGGGAUGGAAUAACUUAAUACAAGUGUUGCUGCUUAUAAGGGAUUUGUUGACUGUACGAAAAAUGAAACAUGAUAGCUGAUCUUUCCAAAGACAAGCAAAUAAUAACUCAAUAUUUAAGCUGUUUCCUGCAUGUCUUGAGGGGCCAGCUGUCAGUACAGCAUGGUCAAACUAUCAGAGCCAAUACUACAAAAACAAAAACACACAAAUAGAGAUGACAGGACAGAUUUACAGUAAUUAAUAUUGACUGAAGUUGGAUCUAAAUUGAACCAUUAAUUCCUGGCUUGAUGGCAAACACGUUUUGUAUCUGAAGAAUGACUUCAUUUCCCGCAUCUCUCUUUCCGCAGGCCUGAUUGUUUACUUUGGGAUGAUGGUGGGAGCGUUCCUCUGGGGGGCUCUGGCUGACCGGAUAGGCCGUCGGCAGUCUCUUCUCAUCUCUCUCUCCAUCAAUAGUGUCUUUUCCUUCUUCUCCUCCUUCGUCCAGGGAUACAGCACCUUUCUUUUUUGCAGGCUCCUCUCAGGCGUCGGGUAAAUUUGAAUAGUAUUGAGUGUAAUAUGAUUUACAUACAACAAAAGCUCAUGAUUGAUGUAGCGCAUUAAGUGCAUCAAAAACACAUUUCAUAUAUCUUUUUAAUAACAUUUGGCUUUUUUUGUCUCAAACGUUGAUAACCUGACGAUUAAAUCUAUAUUUGUGUGUCUUGAUUUCUGCUCUGAAACAUUAAAAACACUGUUCUCUCUGUUCUGUACAGGAUUGGUGGCUCGAUCCCCAUCGUGUUCUCCUUUUACUCUGAAUUUUUGGCCCAAGAGAAGCGUGGCGAACACCUCAGCUGGCUCUGCAUGUUCUGGAUGAUUGGAGGAAUCUACGCAUCUGCAAUGGCCUGGGGGAUUAUCCCACAUUAUGGUGAGAACACUAAACCUUCUCUGAAUCUGUGAAUGUCUUAUUUCCAAUCAGAGCUGUCUCAUGAUCCUCAUUUUAAAGCUCAUGUAGGGAGUUUUUGACCCUCAUGAAAUAGACUUGAAUUUAUAUUGAUGCCUUUUUAUGGUAUACAGGAGCAAACAAGACCAGACUGAGAUUUUUAUAUGGUAAUUUUCUUAAGUGUCAGCUGACUAGCUAAAGAAAAGCCCCUUUUUUUAACAACCUCUACAUAAAAUAUUUACAAUAUAUAAAAAAUUUGACUGUCAGAAGUCAGAAGUUAUUGUUAGAAGACAUUACUUACCAUAUUUUUCACACUUUAUGGCGCACUUAAAAUCUUUUUGGCUUGUCGGAGCACUGCAGCUACUGUAGCCUCGCUGAGUUAUUGGAAGAGUUAAAUAAAGUUUGACUUAUCUGACUGUUUUGUUUGGCUUAAUGCGCUUUAUAAUUCAGUGCGCCUUAUGUAUGAAAAUAGACGCGCUCAUUGAUGGUGCGCCUUAUAAUCAGGUGCUCCUUAUAGUGUGAAAAAUACGGUAAGCAAAAACCACUUCGUCCACAGGGGGCACUAAAAUUACUACAAACAGAAGUUUCCAUACAGGAGCUUUAAAUUGUAUUUAAUAGGUGAAAAAAGUCUGGAAUGUGGAAUUUCCCUUCUGGGAUAAAUAAAGUUCUUCUUAUAUUUGAUUAUGAAAUAUUAAGCUGUAGCUAGUUAGCUUAGCUUAGCUUUUCUUAGUGUUAAGAUUGGGAACUACUUGCUUAUUUCAAAGGUAGUAAAAAUAUUGACUUAAGAAGGUUUAUCCCACUAAAAACUUGUCAAAUCUAAUGUCCUGUCUCCGAGCAGUUUACAUGCUCUGAGGGAACCUAACAGUCAUAUAUUAUCAUUUCAAAAUCGUAUUCCAGCAAAACGCUCGUUGUUCCAAACCAUACAGGUUCAAGCCUUUUUGCCAGCAGGCAUCUUCUCAGAGACACAGCGCACUACAGCUGACCUUUAACUUCUCUAGGGCAAGAAUUAUAACAUGGUUUGAACUGCGUCACGUCAAAUGAAUCAGAGUACACACUGACCUUAAUGAUUUGAAACAUGCUAGUAGGUCAAAGUGAAAGUGUAAAGUGUGAGCUCAUUCCUUUCUUUCCUUUAGGAUGGAGUUUCCAGAUGGGCUCUGCGUAUCAGUUCCACAGCUGGCGUGUGUUUGUUUUAGUCUGCGCCUUUCCCUCUGUUGCCGCCAUCGCUGCUCUGAGUGCGAUGCCAGAGAGCCCACGCUUCUAUUUGGAGGUGAGGUUGAACAGUUUGCCUCUGUCUGUCUGUGUCUGUCAGCGAGUUGUAGGUUACACAAAUGUUUUUUUUUGUUAUUAUAAAAAUAAAACUUGAUCCAACCCAACUUGAGAUGUAGUUAUAUAACAGAAUAUAACAUAAAAAGUUUAUAAAAAUAUGAUGUUUACUUUUUCUGAACAGAACGGCAAACACGACGAAGGCUGGAUGAUUCUGAAACAAGUUCAUGACACCAACAUGCGAGCUAAAGGACACCCAGAGAGAGUGUUUACUGUGAGUACUUCUGUGAAAAUAUUGUUCAUUAUAGUCAGCCUUCAGCCAGUUAUAAUCCCAAAACAUCUUCUUAAAGCUUUCAGACAAAAUAUUUACAGAUAUGUCAUGAUUUAAGUUACAGAACAUGUCUUUUUGAGAGGUGAUGAAGGAUUGACUUUAUUACAUCCUAUUAAUUAAAUUUAUGCGUCUUUUUCAAGUCUAUGUUUAAAGCUCCUGUGAAGAGUUUCUUGACAUGUGUGAAAUGGUUUGAAAUUCAUUCUGAUACUUUCUCAUGAUACCCAAAAGCAAAAACAACAAUCAAAGAGAAAGCUGAAAACAUUUACAUCAUAAUUUUUAAUGUCUGAAACUGGUGUGAAGGGAUAGGUGUCAGCUGAAAAGAUCAUUUUUUUUAAUAAUUUAGUCGUAAGUUAUUCAAAAAAGAUAAAUUUGACUUUCAAAUGUCAGAGGUUAGAGAUUAUUUUGCAUGUUUUUUCUUGCUCUUGCUCAGCUGUCCUGUCUUGAAACGCAAAAAUCCCCCCCAAAAAAUAUUACCUAUAAUAAAAAAAAUGACUUAAUGUGAAAUAGCUGCAUACAUUAACCCCGUGUCAUUAUAGUUGUCAGACUUUGUGAUAAUCAUUGAGCUCCCUCUCUGACAUCUGGCGGGAGUUAUUGUCUGAAGCAUCCGUGUCUCUUUCAUCCAAGGUCACGACCAUUAAGACGGUGAAGCAGAUGGACGAGCUGGUGGACAUUGGCACUGACACCCCUGUCUGGCAGCGUUAUAGACUGAAGAUCAUGAGCCUCUCCCAGCAGGUGGGUGAAGUUGAGAGAGAGAGUGAAAAAACUUUGAUAUACAGUGAAUAUGAUUUGAAAAUUCGGGGUUUUGUUUAAAGAAAAUAAAAAUGAGUUUUGAGCAGACAGGUCUGGCCUUGAACUGUAACCAAAUACAACAGCCUCGGAGUAUGAUUUAUGAUCACUUAAAUUAAAAAACACAGCAUCUGAACCCACAGCUUGACUCUGAGCUUGUUAAAAGUUUGGGGGACAUGUCUUUAGAAGGUCUCAGUGGAGUUUGAAUCAGUGUGAAGUGAACAGUGUGGAUGGAAACGUGGGUGGAAUCGAGUCAGAGAGGUUAAAUGUGUUUUUCUUUCUUCCUACCAGUUAUCCAGACCUUUUGACCUUUGUGUGAUUUAAUGAGAUAACUAAGUAGAGUCGACAUAUAAAUGCAGUCUCGUCCUCAUUAGCAACAUGCAGAUUUACUAAAAGGCUUUGUCUUGGCCAGAUAAAAUUUGAUUAGAACAAUUAAAUGCAGUGUUUUCAUGGUUUUUUUGUUGCCCUGUGCCAGAGUGACUAACACAGACUGAAUGCAUCCUAAACCAGGCAGAAAGGUCCACGCAAAGUGUGUUGGAGAGAGUAAAUGUUGCAGAAGACCCAUUUAUUGCAUCCCGUCUUAUUUUAUCUGAAGUCAGUUGUGGUUCUACAAGUUGUGUUUUGCUGCACAGAAUCAAAGUAAAAAGAAAAAAGUGAGAGAAAAACCACUGUGUGUUAAACUUAGAUGUGCUGCAAGACUUUGAACCUCAUCUUUUGAGUUAAAAUAUAUAUUUUUUCCUUUUCCUGCAGAUCAAGAACAAUAUCUUGGCCUGUUUCAGCCCGGAGUAUAAACGGACGACUUUCAUGCUCAUGGCUGUUUGGUUCACCAUGUCUUUCAGGUAAGGGGGACAAAAUCAAAACAUAAAAUGUUUUACUCUAAAGGGAGUCAUGUUUGGUUUUAAUAUAAAUUUUAUUCUACAAUCUUACAGCUACUACGGUCUGACAGUGUGGUUCCCAGACAUGAUCAAGUACAUCCAGAAGCAGGACUAUGAAUCACGCACAAAGACCUUCACUAAAGAGCGAGUGGAGCACGUCACCUUUAACUUCACCCUGGAAAACCAAAUUCAUCGCGAAGGACACUACUUCAACGACAAGUGAGUGUUAUGUGAGCUUCAGGUUUGGUCUCUAAACCAUGAGAGUACUUGAACAAAGUUGGAUGAGUAUUUGGUUUGUAAGAUUUACAUGUAUUUGCUGCAAAGGAAUAAUAGCACAGGACAAAACAAGCGGCAAAUAUCAAACCUCGAAUCUGUGAUCUGUUCCUAGGUUCCUGAACCUGAAGAUGAAGUCGAUGGUGUUUGAAGACUCCGUGUUUGAGGAGUGCUACUUUGAGGACAUCACCUCGACACACACCUUCUUCAGAAACUGCACAUUUAUUGCAAGUUUGUUCUAUAACACAGGUAAAUAUGAACAGAAUCAGCAGUGAGGUAAAGUUAGUGUCACAGAGAAGUAUUCAGACGGUCAGUAUUAUUUGGUGUUUUAGAGAUGCGUGUUGAGUUUCAUUUUGGCAUUGAUCCGUUCUAACCAAAAGAAGUUGUAAACGUGAACUUAGUAAAAACAUUCAGUGAUUUUAGUUAUUCAGCAUUCAUGCAGUAUUCAUUUUGGGUUAUACUUCUGUCAGCCAGCAUUUGUUAGUCUAAUAUCCCUCAUGGUUUUUGUCUCCGAUGACUCCUACAGAAAACAUCUGACUUUUUCGAUGUUAAACGCUCCUCGAUAUUCAGAGUUAUUUGCUGUCAGGCAGGCAGCCCACUCAGGGGUUAUCAGAGGGUUUCUUUUUUCGGUGGAAACAGCAGCAUGUUGAGUCUGAUGAGAAAGCAGUGUGCCAAAACAGCGAUGUUAAAAGCCAUGAGUGCAAAGUACUUCAUUAAAGACACUUGAGUGUUUUGUAGGCCAAGAGUUACAGCAAAGUCAUGAUGAUUAUUGAGGAGUGUUGCAGAAGGUCAUCUGCUCCAAGUGUUGAUUUGCACAUCUCAGUUUGAUCUAGAUACGAGAAACAGGAAAUAUAAAUACUCUUUUUUGAACUGCAGACUAAAAACAUCAAUCAUUUAAUCCGAAAUGUGAUUCAAAUUAGUUUCGUUGCAAUGUUAAAAGAGAGAAAAGAUAAAAACACAUUUGUUCAGCAGGACUGUAACCAUGGAAACAAUCUGUUGCCUGUAUCCCAGGGUUACCCUGCUGCAGACAUGUUACCCUAGCAACGUAAACAAGGUCCAGUCGUGCCCGUUUGACAGACGAGAGCAGACAAGAGCAAAGAAACGGAGCUUCAUCGCCAAGAAAACACAUGUAGGAAUGACAGGACUCAGUACAAACUCAUGUUUGUGUAAAGACGGCAUGAUUGACACGAGCAGAAAUGUGCCGAGCAUGCACAAAAAGACAGAAUGAAUAAAUCAAAAUUUAUUUAUGUGGAGGCUGGUGGUCAUGGUUUUGAUUUCAGCUCAUUAGAUCUGUGCCUGAGAAGACUCCCUGACUCUGCUGGUGUCAGACUUUAAUCUCAGCUUCUUACAGUUUCUUCUCAUCACAUAUCCUCGCUCUGCAUUCUUUAAUCUGCAUGUCAUCUUUCUGCAUUUGGAAGUUAGUGAUCAGUCAGCACUCCUAUACCAGACGAUCUUUCAUAAAGCUGCGAUCAGUUAUUGGUUUGGAUGCACUCUGACAGUAUCAUCAUCAGAAAACGGAGCUACGCAGUUUGUGCAGCAGCAGAAAGUAAAAACAGAAAUCUGUGCAGCAGAGCUUAUUCUCUUUAUUUACCUUAAAAACUUUACAGUGAUAGAGGCUGUUUCAAUGUUUGGCUGUUGACUAAAAGGGAUUUUGAUCAAAACAGUCUUGUUUUUUGUCUUGGUUAUGCGGCGGCUUUGAAGAUGUCCUUGUUUCUUCCUUUUGAGAUGGAUGAUUACAUCUCUCUGUUUUUGUCUUUUUAGAAAACUAAACUUUGAUCUAAAAUGUUGCUAGUGGGUUCGGCAAAGUACCAAACAAAAAGACAGAAAAUUGGUUGCCAUACUUUAGUAAGAGGGAUAGAGAAUUAUGUGUGAAGCCUUGAACCUUCUUCGUUUAUAUGUGUUUACAUUUUUACUCUACACAUAUUUCCCUCCUUGUCUUUGAUAGAUACACCCUUUCCCCACUUUAAGAAGAAAAAUAACUUAAAUAAAUGUGAAGAUGACCUUUUUUUGCCUUGAGGAGUAUCUCCAGUGAUCUCCCUUGACUAUAUACAUAGAUCAGUUACUCUUUUCAUAACCUAUUUAUACAUUUUAGCUUUUAUUCUUACCAUUAAAUCGACUAUGGGCAGGUAUGAAGGGAGUUAGCAGUUAACAGAUAUAGGGUGGAGCCUGUCCUUCUUAGGCUUUAAAACAAGCAGACCAGUGAAGAGCAGCAUAGACUGGUGUUAUAUAUCAACAUUUUGAAUUAAUAUCAUCUUUGGAUGUUGUGCUUAUUGAUCCCAUAAUGAAGUGUAUUACAGUAGUGGAGUCUAGAGGAAAUAUAUGCAUGAAGGAAUUUACGUCUGAUCCAAACUCUGAUCACCUGAGAGUCAGAGAAACGGUUGUGUGCCUCAUCGAGACCAGAAUUUAGACAGCAACACCCACAAUGUCAGAGACACGAUUAGGAUCCACAGAGUCAGGAUGUUUGCUGAGUAAAACAUCAGUUGAGAUUAAAAGAAUAAUAAAACUGUGAAUCAGUUUUCCUGUUCUGUUCCUACCAAGAUAUAGACUAUCAUAUUUAACCAGUACUCUGCGGUAGCUUUACAAAUAUCUUUACUCUGUGUAUUUUCUUCUAAAGCAAAUACACACUUAGACAAGAGCCACAUCUUUAUUGGUGAUAGUGCUCAUGGGAAAUGUAGUUUUACCUCUGGAAAAUAUCACAAAUUUCCUUCAAACCCGUCACCAGAGUCAGUAAAAUGUGAAAACUCCUCACAGCGCCUCAGAUCUAGAGUUGGUAGGAUUGUGAAACUUUCCCCUUUCUUCAUGAAACACCGCACUAAAACUGAUAAAGAUAAGACAUUAAAAUAGGAGCUAAUAGUUUCUCGAACCUUACAUGCUUGUAUUUGUGCCAGUUAAUCCCUCAUAUCGGAUACUGAAUAUCUCUGAGCAACAGCGCCUCCUUCUGUUCCUCCCUCCUCAGAUUUGUUCAAGUACAGGUUUGUCAACAGCAGACUGAUCAACAGCACGUUCCUGCACAACAAGGAGGGCUGCAUCCUCGACUUCAGCGACGAUUUCAACAACGCUUACAUGAUUUACUUUGUCAGCUUCCUCGGCACGUUGGCUGUGUUGCCUGGCAACAUUGUCUCAGCUCUAUUAAUGGACAAAAUUGGGCGUCUGAGGAUGCUGGGUAGGUAAAUCUAAUGACUAUCCACUGAUUCCAAAUGAAAGAGUGGUUGUUUGUGAUAUUGCCAUUGUUUCCUGUUGUUUGCCAACAGCGGGAUCCAGUGUCAUCUCCUGUGUCAGCUGUUUCUUCCUGAUGUUUGGAAACAGUGAGUCAGGGAUGAUCGCCCUCCUGUGUCUGUUUGGAGGCAUCAGCAUCGCCUCGUGGAACGCCCUGGAUGUGAUAACAGUGGAGCUUUACCCCUCGGAUAAAAGGUAACAUAAAAUGCAGCAACUCCCGGGCGCUUUGAGAGGUGUUUGUGAAAUCUCACACGUAGGGGUUUCAUUGAUUCCUCUGUUUGUUGGCGAUCAGUUUGUUCCUGCUGAUGCAGUCAGGUUUUUUUCUAUCAGUUUAAACUCACAUGAAAAAAUCCUUUCAGUCAUGCUCGUGUACAGGUUUUUGUCAUGAUAUGUUUUUUUUUUUUUAAGUGUUUCCUCGUGAUUUAAGUGUAUUUUCUUCGCAUUUUUCCUAGUGUCUCUGUUCCUUAUUGUUCCUGUUCUCCUGUAGUCGUGUUUUGUGAGUUUUCAGUUUGUGUUUGACCCUGUUUACCUCAUGUUUUCAGUGUUUUCUUCUCUUUUAUCAGUUUUCAAUGUUUCCUGCUUAAUUUUGUAGUUCAUUCCCUGUGUUUCUCAUCUUGUUUUACUUCCCCAGUUUUCCCUCGUCUGUAACUGUCUUCACCUGCCUCUCGGCUCAUUGUAUGUUGAUUCCUCUGUGUGAAUGCCAGUGUCUUUAGUGUCUCCUCGUGGUUUUUUCCCCCCUGUGCAUUUUCUCGGAUUUUGGAUCUUUGAGUUGGACAUUUUGUUGUAAGCUUUUGUUGCUUUUUAUUCAGUUAUUUUUUUCAUUAAAUCACUUUUCUUAUUACAGUUUUAUCGUGAAAUGCAGCAGUAUAUUUGUCAGCCUAUUCAUUCAAGAGGAAAUUAUCAACCAAGAAGAUGUUUCCUCUGUUGUUUUUUAAUCAUAGAGUGUCAGUGCACACAGCUGAAAUCCACUGCAGGAUAAAAGCAGCUUAUUUCUUUUCACAGACAUACUGUGUACAGAUUAAUAUUUUAUGCUCCACCGCUAAAGUUAAAUCUUUAAAAGCCAGUUUGAUCUUGCUUGUAGGAUAUUUUGGCGUUCCCUCAUUUACCUCAAACUGAUCAAGAGAAUAUGAAAAGAUGUGUUGGGGGGAAACAACCUUAAAUGUUGUUUUAAUGGAAAUUCUGGGGGAAGAUUUUAUUACUUUAAUCAUUUUUAUUCUGGCAGAGACAGUUUUUUUUUAUUUCCCUUGAAUCCAGUGAUUGUUCAUCACUAAAAACAUAAUUAACUCAAAGGGAUAGUCUUACAUAACCAUUACGAAGCUACUCAUCCUUUCAUAUGUGGUUUAUGGACUUAUUUCUCGUCUUAUCAAACUAGAAUUUACAUCAAAUGCAUGGAUUUCAAUGUCAAUAAUAUACUAGCAUACACAUUUUAAUGUUAUUUUGAGAGAUUAAGUUUCAUUUUCAACCUUUUAAAAUAUUGGAGUGUUAUGUUCAAGACAGUCAAACAACAAGUUAGUCCUUCAGUAAGAAGAAAUAAUAGAAAUAUAGUUUAAAAUACAGAUGCAAGAUAUAGAUUUAAGAGUUAUAGUGUGUGAAACCUGCUGAACUGGUGAAGGGAAGAUGUGUUUGUAUAAGAAAGUCCUUAUUAUAAGAUUUUAUGUAAAGAGAAAACGAGGCCUUUUAGUUUUAAUGUAAUAAUAACGAGUCCCAGAGUCUCUUGAGGCCAUUAUUGAGAGGAGGACCGGGUCUAAAUUAAGUUAAUCCCGGGCUAUAAAGAUCAUCUACUGCACUAUGUCUUCAAAGGUCUUGAAGGCUCUUUUAGUGAGUGACUCGUGAUGCCUCGGUGCUCCACUGAACGACCGAGAAAGUCUUUUGUUUCAGCAGCAGUGAGAUUUUUUUAACAGUGUUUGUAUGUUAGGGUCUGACUCAGCACUACUGCAUAGUUUGUAGAAGUAUUUAUUUGAUUAUUUAUUCAUUUUUAUCAGGCUUUUGUUGUAUUUAAUCAUGUCCUUAUCUUUUAUUGUACCACUUUUAAAUCAUGUUUCACUGGCCUUUACUGUGUUUGUUGUGUAGCUGGUGUUUUUCCGAUGUCUCCUUGCUGUUUGUUGUCUGUAGGAGUCUUCUUGUCCUGGUGGUAAAAUAGUUUCCCCCAUGCGGGAUCAACAAAGUCUACCUUACCUUACCUUACCUUAUUUUCAUGUUUGAAAAAUGUUGUUUUCGUACUGCAAUAGUGCAUGUUUCAGAAUCUGUUUAUGCCCACAGUCCGCCAGAACAAAAGCCUGAUGCAUUAUAUCUAUCUAUCUAUCUAUCUAUCUAUCUAUCUAUCUAUCUAUCUAUCUAUCUAUCUAUCUAUCUAUCUAUCUAUCUAUCUAUCUAUCUAUCUAGAAUAAGCAGUAAUGAAAGCUGGCCUGUAUAAAGUAGAAAGGUAGUCAUUAGUGCUGUAUGUUUUUGUUGCUGAAAGUCCUCUCUCUGAUUGCAUCCUGCUCCUCUCCCCACAGGACCACAGCCUUCGGUUUCCUUAAUGCUUUCUGUAAACUGGCGGCCGUCCUGGGCAUCAGCAUCUUCCAGUCGUUCGUCGGCAUCACUAAGGCAGUACCCAUCCUGUUUGCCGCCGGGGCGCUCGCCGCAGGUAGUUUCCUUGCAACAAAGCUGCCUGAAACACGAGGCCAAGUGCUGCAGUAAAACACAGAACCAGCAGUGGGCAGCAGAGCACUGGCAUGCGUCUUUUGACAACGAGAGCCCGAAUAUCCCUGAGAGCUUCAGUGCUGCCUGUUACUCACCAACAGAACAGACUGCCAUCCCCAUUGUAAGCCCAGAAUCCUUUGAAACAUGGACUGCAUCAUUCAAAGUCCUCACAGUGCCACAGUGACAAGACAAGGGGGCACUAUCAGGUACUAAAAAACCACAGAUCCUUUUUCAGAGUGUGUUUCAGCAGCUUGGUCUGGUGAUGCGAUCCAGUAGUGCAAAUUGUGGUGUGAAGUAAAGACGGCCUGUUCAUUUUUCUGAUUUUUUAUUUUCAUUUUUUCUGGGCCAAGGGAUCUGCAAAACCAAACUGAAUUGAGACGAAAGGGAUGUCAAAAGAAGAGUGUGAAAAAGCCAUUUAUGAGGGGAAAUACAAAGAUUUAUCUUUUACUGUUUGGAUGAAUUUUUAACAUGGUUGCAGUGUUUCUUUCUAGUCCGCCUUGGCCUUGUUGACUGGCUUUCAGUGCUUUUUUUUCUUGAGUGUCGUGUUUACUGGUGCAAUUCACUUCAUGUUUACAGUCAGACUGAUUUUGAUUUAAGAGGAAUUAAUCAUAUCUGACCCUUCACCAGUGCUUGCUACUGACGCCAGAUUUCUGCAAGCUCUUUUUUUCUACCAAAUGCGAUUCAAACAUUCCAGUGAGACUCGAUUUAUCCGGAAACAGAGAACUCAAUGUUGCUCUUGUCCCUGCAUAAAUCCAGUCUCCUCUUCCUCUAUUUAUCACCUCAAAAACACACAGACAGCUAAAGAUGCAUUUCACAGGAUUCUCUGUCGUAAAUGGGACUCGUUUGAUCCAGCUCCUCAGUGUUCUGUGUUGAAGUCAUGUUUUCUUUCCUCUCAAAACAGCUAUGGCAAACACGGGAACAUCUGUGGGAUGGAUUUGUCUUAAGUGAGAGCACAUACCUAAGGUGUAAAACUUACCCUGAAGUCGAAGUUGUAUGAGUGUGCAUGGGAUUGCAUGUCUGUCUGUGUAACGUGAGAUCAGAGAAAGUGUCUGAUUUAUGUUCAAACUCCUUCAUUUCAUGCAAAUCAGCGCAGCUGUGUGAAUCAUAUUACACUGAUCCUACAGCAGAAUGUACAAAGCAGCAGUCACACUUUUUAUUUUGAGAAAUUAUAACAAAUACACAAAUUAGCUCAGGUGUGGUGUACUGUUUCGACCAUGUUUACAGUUGGUAUUAGGUUUCACCACCUCUCCACCAAAAAUUGUACACGCAGGUUAGUUUUGAUGACCGGUCCAGCUCGAUUUAUUCGCCUUAAUGCAGAAACAAGUCGUAAAAGAAGUCGAUUAAUUGACUGUAUAGGUUUUCUCUUACCUCAGACACAGCGCUUUGACGAAAAUCUUCGAUUAACCUCCGUUUAUUGGCUUUUUUUUAAUAGCUUUUAACUUAAUCUCAGUCUUUGUAAACUGUUUGCCGGCUCGUCACAGGGACGCCAUGUUUUCUAAGAGUCCUCGGUUCUUUUUGUCUCUUUAUAUUAAGACUCAGAAGACUCAAACAAUGCAGUAACCUUUUCUUAAAAUCUUUCAUGCCACCUGAAUGUCAUUAUAGAAGUUCAUCAUACUCAUAAGCACAAUCUAAAAAGGACCAAAUGAGGAAAAAGAGAUGAGGCAGAGCUGAACGUAAGAAUAAUAGAAAUCAAUUAAAAACUACUAGUGGUCCCUGUUUCGUUAAUUUGUGCCAAGAAGAGUUGAUCCCCUAACAUGUCCCCCUGUAUGAAAUAUAAGUUACUACAAAGUACACAAAAAGUAAAAUAUGGUGACUUUUGUCUUUAUUGACACAACCUAUCAAGGGAAAGCUGUUGAGACUCACCGUUGAUACAUAUCACCCCCUCCGUAUCAUUUCUCCAAAGGUGUAUCAAUGUGUGCUGACAAUCAGUGAGUGAGAGUGCGGGUGCUGCUGCCCUGUCCUGUGUGUUGUUUGACCCUAGGACCUCCUCUAUGUGUGUGUGUGCACGUGUGUGCGUGUGUUUGGGGUGUCAGAGGCUUUGCUGUUGUCAGAGAAGACGGGCAAUCCAACUUAAAAUAAACACUCACCUCACAAAGACAGAGCAUCAUCACAGGAACAGGAGUUUAUCUGGCCUCUAAUAUGUGUGUGAGUGUGAGGGUGAGUAAGAGAGACGAAGAAAGGGAGGAACUUUAGGAUGAAAAAUUAAUCAUGUUAUUGCCCAGCUUCAUGUAGGAAGGUUGAUAUUCUCUGAAAAAGUGAAAAUCCAGGAGGAGAUUAAACCAAAACGAGCUCUUUUUACACUUUGAUGAAGAAUUGGUUUAAAAGAUUUGUUUUUCAUGUAGCUAGCAUACAUCGCUAAAUUCUGUCUAUCUAAACUUGCAAAGUUAUUGGCUGGUUACAACAUCCAGUCUGUACAGCACAGGUACAAGAUAAUACAUGGAUGUGGGCAUGUGUCCUGUUAUAGAGCACCGUUGUGAAUCUAGAACAUCCUAGACGAGUCAUUUCCAUUUGUUAGAGUCUUUAUUGAGGAUCCUGUUGGCAAUAUAGAAAGUCGGAGUCAUGUCAAAUCGAACCUCCUGCUUACGAAACUCCAUCCUUAUUAUUACCAACCAAAGAUAUCAACAUAAAAUAUUGAUGUAAAAAGAAUUUGAUUAUUUUAAAAUGAAUUUAUUAAUUCAGCUAUAAAGUAGACCUUCUGUUUUGACAGCUGGUGGUGCUUCCAUGGCAACAGAAUUAUCAGCCAACAUGUAGGUCAAAUUAACACGAACUUUAAUAUUUUUUAUUCACAAAACAGUCUUUAGUUUAGCCUGCUCUUAGUAACAGCAGCACAUACAUAAGGUCCUCUUCCUGUGACUUUUCUGCAGUAAUUUUCAAAUCCUGUAACGCUGCCAAAGCCGAAACCAUGAUGCUUUUUGUAGUUGCUUCUCGUUUUCUUCAAUUUUGCGGAUGUCUCUGUCUCUCAGCUUCUUGCGCGUUUUAACAUCCCUCCUUUUCAUCUUUUCUCUGUUAUUCAACCAUUAACUCAACAUCUGAAGUUUCGUGCUCUCAAAUGAAUCCGUGUUAUUAACCUGAGCUACUGGAAACUAACGUCCAGGAAGAGGUAGCGUCAUCUUAAUAAACGUGCUGGACUCCUCUCUGCAGGUUAAUUUUACUUAAUGUGUGUGUGAUCAGGUUUUUCCAGAAUAAGAGUCCAUGUUUGGUCAGACAUAUUCAGCACAGUACAGAGAUAAAUAAGAAAGCCGGGCAAUAAACUGAGCUAAUUGCCUCCUUAAUGCAGCUACACAAUUAGCACACAUGCUGAUAAAUUUCCCAGAAAGCUAAGCUGAUGCUUGAAUACUUUGUAAUCGAGCAGCGUGUGUCUGCAGAUCCGGAGGUUUUUCAGUAACGCAAUUAAGACCUUUGUGACGGCAGCACCAAGAACACUGGAUUGCCAAGGACUUCCUUUUUUAGUGUGUAAAGGACCCACUUUUAGUUCCCCCCCCUAACCCUGACCCCACUCCUAAUCAAAGCCGUCACAUAGCCGGGUCUAAAUGAUGAAGCUGUAGCCUCCAGCUCUGCAGACAUAGAGCAAACGUUUGUAUUCUAUUUUUUUCUUUCUUCUAUUGAAGUCUUGUGCUCAGUUAAUGAACAAAUGUGUCCCAUUUCCAUGUCCACGAGUGACUGGGUUUGUUGUUGAUGUGUGUAUGGUGUGAGUGUCUGUAAGGCUGUACGGCUAAAUCGUCUGUUACAUAUUUUUCUACUUUUUUCCGUUGUGGUGUUUUCAUCCCUGCGAUGCACACCACUCAUUUGGGGACCACAGAAUUAUAUUUACACUAAGAGAAGAAAAAGAAGAAGAAGCAAAAUCUAAUGCAAUGUAUGCAGUGCUGAAUAUAUCGUUUUGUUCGUUAUGAAAGACUCAGAUGCUCCAUGGCGGAUACAGUGGGGUCUUUAAAGCCAAUCACAUGAAUGAUAGCUGGUUUCAGGGGCAGUAAAUGCAGUAAAGGAUCACACUUCUUAAAACUCACAUAAAAGGACUUAAAACUCUAAUCCUUCUGUAUUCAACCGAUCGUGACGCAUGUUUGUAUCGUAUUGUCUGACUUCUUGGACGUCCUGUAUGCCAGCUGUUUUUGUCUAAAGCAAGAACUAGUAUUUUCAUUAUUGUAUGAUGACAUAGAAUUGUUGCUUGCAGUGAUUGUUCUUAAUCAAAGUGGGGUUAAAUUGGUGAAACUUGAGUAUGUGUUCUGGAAGUAAGUUAGUGGUGAUUGUGCUCCUUGUUUACCCUGGACCCAGGUAACCUUUUCUCAUAUAUAUGUAUAUACAGUAUACGUAUAUAUAUACUGUAUAUAUUCACACCUGAAUACCUGAGGAGGACACAGGCAAUUCAUCUUGUCAGAAAGUUACAAGAUUUGGUUGGAAAAGGGAGGGGGAAAAAGGUGGAUUGUGCACAAAAAAACUUUUGUUUUUUCAAAAAUGGAAGUGUAAGUAAUAAAGGGGACACAUUCCCCAAAUCUGAGAGAGUAGUUUGACCCCAAAAGACCCCCGUAUGUCAGUUUAUCAAAAGAGCAAACUCUGUCAGAUUGAUGCUUCAGUCCAAAAAUAUACAAGUAACAUAUUCUGUGUUACUGCUGUGAGUGUAGAAGUUUAAUUACCUCUAUAUUCCUGUAAAAACUAUCAACAAGGUCUCUGGUUUGAGUUGUAUCCAUGAUGAAAGCAUUGACACAGGAUGUGGUCAUAAUAAGGCAACACCGUCCUGAGGGAGGAUCAGUCCUGGAGGGCCAAGCCUGCAAGAAAACUCCCAUUUUCUGCAAAGAACUUUCAAAAACCCUUCUCACGUUUGGACUGGAGGAGUUUGCGUUUUCUUCAGUUUGACUCGAACCCGUUUAUGAAAUGAUAAAAAGUUCUACUCUAAAUGUGAGUUCAAUUCAAAAAUCAAUGUGCUGUGUGUAGAAACUGUAGAUGUUUGUAUGUGCAAGUUUGGAAUUUGUGGAACAAAAGAUCACAGAAAACAAUUCCAAAAAAAUUCAGUAUGACACAAAAUCUAUUGUGUGUUGUCUUUGUGUUUUGUAAAUGAAAUCUUGGUAAAAUUCUGUAUUUAUUACUUCUGGAUAUUGAGACUAUUUUAGUGAUGCUGAAAAGGUGCUGUAUUUAUUUUAUGUGAGAGUUGUUCAUUAUGCUGGGAGUAGCACUUUUGUGCCAUUUAUCCAGUUCUGACAAAAAUGACAAAUUAUGAAAAUAAAACUUGAAAGAAAUCCAAUGUAA
Molecule: messenger RNA, 20433 nt
Organism: Xyrichtys novacula (pearly razorfish)
Lineage: Eukaryota; Metazoa; Chordata; Actinopteri; Labriformes; Labridae
Source: the annotation of a GenBank genome assembly